This is a messenger RNA of Cryptomeria japonica (Japanese cedar), 3923 nucleotides long. RefSeq names its product pentatricopeptide repeat-containing protein At3g24000, mitochondrial-like. NCBI's taxonomy places the organism in Eukaryota, Viridiplantae, Streptophyta, Pinopsida, Cupressales, Cupressaceae. The transcript has a single exon. The coding region runs from base 265 to 2712 and encodes 815 amino acids. Gene Ontology annotation, biological process: RNA modification. Gene Ontology annotation, molecular function: protein binding; RNA binding; zinc ion binding. Gene Ontology annotation, cellular component: intracellular membrane-bounded organelle. The record is from RefSeq and is a predicted model, not a curated record.
UGUUCCGUAAGAACAGAUUUCCCAAUAACUUAUGCAGACCCCUUGUCCGAAUAUUUAUGGAGCAGCUCGCCUCACCAAUAUACAGAAACUUUUAUCGCAUUCAAUCAAUUUCCCUGUGAAUAGUAGAACUAUGGAACGAUCAUUUGAGUUUUCAUUGUCUGUUAUCAGGUGAAAAUGUUCCUGGGUUUACCACAAGCAAUGGAAUUCUGGUAGACGUACACUUAAUAACACUGCACAUUUCGACGCCUCAAAUGCAAUCAUAAAAUGCCAUUACCAUCUACUACUGAUCUCAAUCUCACGGCAUUAUGUAGAGAGGGCCAGUUGAAGGAAGCGUUGCACAUUCUCCUUACUACACACAACCCCCCUGAAGACUCUUCUACAUAUCUUCAAUUAUUGCAGAUCUGCAUUCUCAAGAACACGCUUUCUCAGGGGAAGAAAGUACACUCUUUCAUCGCUCACAGGCGAUUUGCAUUUGCGACAUGCACGUUUUUUCAAAAUAGGCUUAUUUGCAUGUAUGCCAAGCGUGGAAGUUUGGUGGAUGCUCGUAAAGCGUUUGAUCACAUGAAAGAACGAGACAGGGUCUCAUGGAAUACAAUUAUAUCAGCAUACGGAAGACAUGGGUAUCCCGACGAGGCAGUCAGAUUGUUUCACCAAAUGCAACGAACAGGUUUCCAACCCGAUCAGUUCACAUUUGCCAGCAUACUCCCGGCCUGUGGUAAAAUGGGUGCUUUGGAACAGGGUAUGAACAUUCAUGAAAGCAUAAAGGAUAGAGGACUUUUGUCAGAUGUUGUAGUUGCAAGUGCCCUGGUAGACAUGUAUGCAAAAUGUGGAAGCAUAGACAAGGCACGUGAACUGUUUGAAAGAAUGCCUCAUCGAGAUGUGGUCUCAUGGAAUGCCAUGAUUACGGGAUAUGCACAAAAUGAAUUUGUUGAAGAUGCUUUAGAAACUUUCAUGCAAAUGCAAUUGUCAGGUAUAAAGCCAAAUUCCACAACUUUCGCCAGCGUCCUCCCAGUCUGUGCCAAAAUGGGAGCUUUGGAACAAGGUAUGCACAUCCAUCAAAGCAUAACGGAAGAUGGGUUUUUGUCUGAUGUUAUGGUUACAACUGCCCUGGUAGACAUGUAUGCGAAAUGUGGACGCAUAGACAAAGCACGUCAUCUGUUUGACAAAAUGCCUCAAAGAGAUGUCAUCUUAUGGACUGCAAUGAUUGCAGGAUAUGCACAAAAUGGAUUUGUUGAAAAGGCUUUAGAAACUUUCAAGCAAAUGCAACCGGCAGGUGUAAAGCCAAAUUCGACAACUUUUGCUAGCGUCCUCCCUGCCUGUGCCAAAAUGGGAGAUUUGGAAAAGGGUAUGGGCAUUCAUCGAAACAUGAUAGAAAAGGGAUUUUUGUCAGAUAUUAUAGUUGUAAAUGCUCUGGUAGACAUGUAUGCAAAAUGUGGAAGCAUAGACAAGGCACAUGAAUUGUUUCACAGAAUGCCUCAAAGAGAUGUCUUCUCAUGGAAUGCAAUUAUUGGAGGAUAUGCACAAAAUGGGCUUGUUGGAAAGGCUUUAGACACUUUCAAGCGAAUGCGAUUGGAUGGUGUAAACCCAAAUUCCACAACCUUUGCUGGCAUCCUGCCUGCCUGUGCCAAAAUGGGAGCUUUGGAAUGGGGUAUGGAUGUCCAUCAAAGCAUAAUGGAAGGGGGAUUUCUGUCAGAUAUUAUAGUUGGAAAUGCUCUGGUAGAUAUGUAUGCAAAAUGUGGAAACAUAAACAAGGCACGUGACUUGUUUGACAGGAUGCGUCAAAGAGAUGUCAUCUCAUGGAAUGCCAUGAUUGCAGGAUAUGCACAAAAUGGAUUUUGCAAGUAUGCUCUCAAAUUCUUUGAAUUAAUGAAGCACUCUGGAACAUAUCCUAAUAUUGUAAGCUUUGCCUGUGUACUAUCUGCAUGCAGCCAUGCAGGUUUAGUGGAUGAGGGCUGUGCAUACUUCAAAUACAUGAGUAACACUUACUGCAUUACACCUAUAAUUGAUCAUUAUGUGUCCAUGGUUGACCUUCUUGCCCGUGCUGGCUAUCUUGAAGAAACCCUAAAUUUUAUCAUUAAGAUGCCAAUUAAACCUGUGGUUGGUGUGUGGAUGUGUUUUCUUGGUGGCUGUAGAUCACAUUUGAAUAUAGGCUUAGGAGUAUUUACAGCGACAUUGCUUUCUGAUUUGGAUCCUAAAAAUGCUGCAACUUAUAUUCUUCUCUCAAACAUCUAUGCAGAAGUGGGCAGGUGGGAUGAGGUUCAAACACUAAGGAGAUUGAUGAAAGAUAGAGAAAUUAAAAAGAUCCCUGGAUGUAGUUGGAUUGAAAGUCAUAAAAUGGUGCAUGCUUUUUGUGCUGGAGAUAGAUCACAUCCACAGACACCAGAGAUCUAUGCAAAGUUGGAGAAAUUGUCUUGGGAGAUGAAGGCAGCGGGGUAUUUUCCAGAUUCAAGACAUUUACAUAAUGAUGUGGAAGAGGAGGAAAAAGAAUUGUUUCUCUGCCACCAUAGUGAAAAGUUGGCAAUAGCAUUUGGUUUGCUAAACAUGCCCCCUGGAACAACUAUUAGAGUUGUUAAGAACCUUCGAGUAUGUGUUGAUUGCCAUGCUGCAACAAAAUUUAUUUCCAAGAUUGUUGGAAGGGAAAUUAUUGUGAGAGAUGUAAACCGUUUCCAUCAUUUUAAUGAGGGACAAUGUUCUUGCAGAGAUUAUUGGUGACACUAAAUGAAGCAAUCUGAAAAUAAUCUUACACGAUAAUUAUGUGCACUCCAUCAGACCUGCAGUAAUAAUGAAAGGACAAGAUUUAUUUUCAGUUUCUACAAGUUUUUUGUUGUUGUUGAGCAGUUAGCAAUCUAGACCAUGCUGUUGGCAAUCUAAAAUUAGAUGGAUAGAGCGUAAUGCAGAUCACUGUUUAUAUAAAUUGUUGGGUAUCUGUCAAAGAUCAAUUUUAUGUUAAUAUGGAUCUUUCAUUGAAUUGUUUUCAGGAAACCUGGAUAUGUAUGAACUGAAAUGCUGGAGGUGGUGGAGAAUAAAAAAAAAACAAAAGGCGACAAACACUUAAUGAAAAGAUGCAUGAUUAGAAAGAAGUUGAAGAGGAUGGGUUACAAUCAACCCUUGUCAUUUUAUGUAGUUCUUUUGUUUGGAGAGAGAGCUAAAUAGAGCAAUUCAUAAGUGUUUGGAGCGACAAUAGGUUUGAAACAAGGGGAACUCAAAAGAACUAUAAGAAUUUCGACACAAUGAAAUAUAUCCGCGGAAAAAAAAAAUGCAACAAUUAUAUUCAUUGUUGGGUCAAAUUGACUACUUAUUCAUAUGUAGCAAACCUUAUAAAUAAAGGAUGCCUGAACAGUGUGAUGUCUUUGAGCCAAUAAGUAGUUAUUACUCCCUGUAAAAAGUCAGACUUCGGACAGCACGAGCCUUCGCAGUGCAUCCUUGCAGAAAAAUGAAAGAGGGCAUUUUUUAAGCCUUCAUUCAAUGACAUACAUAUAUUUUCUUCUAUACAUUCAUCAUUCACAAUUUCUUCUGUCUGCACUCGUUAUAAGCUGCUCAGCACGCUAAAUAACUAACGUAUACAAUCUUCGAGUUUGAAUAAUUCCAAGCCUUCAUUGAAGAAGAAUUUAUUGCUGUGAGUAAGCAGAUGAUUUUAAAGAAUAAAACAGGCUAAAGGGUGCAGAAUGUUGCACUUUUAGGGUUUCAGAGCUAAAACAUAGGAUCUCUGGGUAAGGUUUCUGUGGUCCAAUUUUGGUGUUUUGUGAUAUUGAAUCUGAAGGAGCUCGGAAUAUUUGGUGGUUUCCAGAUGGUUUGGCGACAUCGGUUGAAAAUAGAUUGUGGACAUCUAAUUGCCCUGGUUUUGGUUUUAUUAGGUGUGCUCCACUCUUUUUGUGAUUAUUGGAAUGAUAGGUUGUGAAAUUGAUAAUUUUACUCUUUUUCUU